AUGGAAAAGAGAGGCUACAUUCACAGACCAGAGGGAGGCCAAGCAACCCUGAGGAAGAAGAAGAAACUAAAGCCAUUUCCCAGCAAACAUGUUCCAAGUCUGAUUCAAUUAGGAAAAAUGAUGGCUUGCAAACUGCUCCUUGUCCUGACCCUAUGGACAAUGUCUACGGAGGCCUUUCCCAAAGGGACUCAGGGGAAGAUGUGCCACCUCUCAAAAUACAAGUCCCUGCCACCCUGGGAACUGGAGACCUUCAAGAAUGUCAAGGACAGAUUUGAGGACAUCAUGCUGUUGUCAGACCGAAAAUGCAACACCAAGAUUUUCCACCGGAACUGGAAAGUCAAAGAGCUGUCGGUGCACGACAGAGUGAUCCUGGUAGAGACGGAGCUGCACCUCAUUAUUGACGUGCUGGAGAACUUUGGGGAUUCCAGUCUGUCCGAGCAGCUCGUGAGGCCAUUAGAAAUCCUGAGGCAUAUCAGAGAGGACUUGAAGAGCUGGGCCAGACAUCAGCCUCACGGCCAUCAACGCUCCCGGAUGCUGACUAACUGGCUCCUAAAAUUCCAUGCAGCCAAGAAAAUGGAAACUCCGGGGUGCCUGGAAGCAUCUGUGAUCUUCAAUCUCUUCCGAUUCCUGAACGAAGACUUGAAGUGCGCAGCCUACAUGGAGUUCUGCACCUAAAUGCAAAGCCUUUACACUGUCUCACCUCAUGCACUAAUCAGACACUGGAGAGCCCAGCGAAUGGGAACCCUGAAUCCUUCCUACAGGACACUAUAUUUUAACCAGGCAUGAUGCUCUUUCUGCCUUGGCAUCUUACCACGGAUACCCAUCACCAAUGAUCUCUGAACAAAAGAUUCCGAUACAACUGAUCUUCAGGAAGAGAUCUCUCCGACUCCAAU
This is a messenger RNA of Chelonia mydas (Green sea turtle), 893 nucleotides long. RefSeq names its product interferon lambda-3-like. Lineage: Eukaryota; Metazoa; Chordata; Testudines; Cheloniidae. Bases 1 to 675 code for a protein of 224 amino acids. Gene Ontology annotation, biological process: positive regulation of immune response; innate immune response; cell surface receptor signaling pathway via JAK-STAT. The record is from RefSeq and is a predicted model, not a curated record. Gene Ontology annotation, molecular function: cytokine activity. The transcript is spliced from 6 exons.